AUGGCUUCUGCAAGAGAAAAGGAGGUGGUACCAGCAGCAUCAGCAGAAGAAUCUGUUGCCAAGAGCCUUCCUGACCCAUUGGUUCCCCUUAUUGCCAGUGGUUGUCGAAAUCAGACCAUCAGUGAUGCUGUGAAGGGCACCUAUUUCCGCUGUGGCACCAACCAUGGAAGACCAGUCUACAAGAAAAUGCGUGAGACAGCACAAAAGGGUGAUGAUUUGGACGUUCUGAUUUACUUCUGGAAUGAACAAGAUAGUGAUGCAGACUGUGGCUGGUGGAUUGGGCCUAGCAUUGGCGGUGAGCUGGUUUGGGCAUACCACCCCAGCAAGGCUGUCGCACCCCCUCCAGUUGAAUGGAGCGUGCCCCAUGAUGGGCCCAUUGACAAGACCUUCUCUGUGGCUCCCGCCCAGCAAUUGAGCAGUAAAGAAGCCGAGGCGCGCAUGACAAUCAUUAUGCCUUGGAUAUAA
Durusdinium trenchii is the source of this 465-nucleotide messenger RNA. Lineage: Eukaryota; Dinophyceae; Suessiales; Symbiodiniaceae. The record is from the annotation of a GenBank genome assembly.